GAAUUGCAGACGCAGUAGCUGUACAAAGGUUGGACGCUGUCAUAAACUUCAGAUUUGAUCUUGAAGUCGGAAUUUUUAACCGUGCUGCUCUAAGAAGGAUUGUUCUACGCAAAUUCGAAUAGCAGCUGCGUCAUUGUAUGAUAGAUGUUUGAAGAUAAAUGUGUAUGGAUUCAUCAACAGAGCGGAUUAUGAAAUUACUUUGAUCAAGAGCUGAUAUUCAUUUUAUUUCCUUUUCAUCUCACGAUUUUGAAUCGUAAAUUAUCCAUGUAAGAAUUAGCUGCAUUUCCCCCUUCUACUGGAAUGAACUUUUCUCCAGAAUAAUGAGUAAAUAUUCCAAUUCUUGUUUGUAAUUUAGUGCUAUAUUAGAAUUACGUAGUGUUUAAUGUGUAUUAAAAGAUGGCGACAUUUGAUUAUUAGUAUUAUCUUUAUUCAUAACUUUGGAAAAAUUUAAAUAUGGAAAAUGCAUAACGGAACUUUUCAUCAAACCGAAAGUUUUAACUGUCAACAAAUUCAAGAAAGCCAUUUUAUUAAAGCAUGCAAAGUGUCUUCUCAAAAGUCUAAUUCAGUUCUGCAACAACAUACUGUUGUUAAGGAAAAAUCUCAUGUUUGUGAAGUAUGUGGCAGAAGAUUUUCUCAUGAGUUUUCUUUAAAAUGUCAUUUAUAUACUCACAGUGAGGAAAAACCUCAUGUAUGUGAAGUAUGCAAAAAAUCAUUUUCUUAUAUAUUUAUUUUGAAAUUACAUUUAAGAAUUCAUAAAAAUAAAAAGAUUCAUACAAAUUCCUGCAAAUUCUGUGGAAAAGUUUUAUCUAGUAAUUCUACUUUAAAAUUGCAUUACUUGACUCAUACAAAGGAAUAUCCACAUCAGUGUGAAGUGUGCUGUAAAAGAUUUUCUUCUAAAUCUUAUUUGAAGUUGCAUUCACUUAAUCAUUCUGAGAAGAUCUUUCAAGUGUAUGAGGCAUGCAACCAAGCAUCUUUUAUAGAGACUGAUUUAAAAUCACAUUCACCUACAAAGGAUAAGCAGUACAUUUGUAAAGUGUGUAAUAAGGCUUUUCAGAAAAAGUGGCGUUUAAAAUCUCAUUUAUUUGUUCAUACAAAAGAAAAACCAUUUGUGUGUGAAAUAUGUGGCAGAGCAUUUUGUAGGAAAUCUACUUUAAGGUAUCAUAUUAAAGUUCAUAUUCAAGAAAAACCCCAUGCAUGUGAAAUUUGCAACAAAGCUUUUUCUGAAAAAGGGAACUUAAAACGUCAUUUAUUUACUCAUACAAAUGUUAAACCUUUCAAAUGUGAAGUAUGUGGCAAGGGGUUUUAUACUAAAUCUAUUUUGAAAUCGCAUUACCUUUCACAUACGAAUGAGAAACCCCAUGAAUGCAAAUUGUGCAAUAAGGCAUUUUCAAAAAAAUAUGCUUUGAAAGAGCACAUGGUUAUUCAUACAAAAGAAAAACCUUAUGUAUGCAAAACAUGUAACAAAGCAUUUCCUCAUAAAUCUAGUUUACGGCUUCAUUCAAUCACUCAUACAAAUGAACAACCUCAUGCUUGUGAACAAUGUGGUAGAAAGUUUUCUUUUAAGUGUAACUUAAAAGCACAUAUGCGUACUCAUAUGGUAGAGUCUGAUUAUUGUGAACUGUGUGGUGAAAAAUUUCCUAAUAAAUCUCUUUUAAAAGUACAUUUAUUCUCUCAUUCUAAUGAGAAGCCUCCUACAUGUGACUUGUGCAACAAGGCAUUUUCUGAUAAAUAUGCAUUGAAAUCACAUUUAAAAACUCAUACAGAAGGAGGUCUGCAUAUAUGUCACGUGUGCAAUAAAACUUAUUCAAAAAAGAACAGUUUAAAAGCACAUUUAUUCACUCAUUCAGAUGAAAAGCCACAUGUAUGUAAAGUGUGCAACAAAGCAUUUCCUAGGAAGGGAUCUUUACAACGGCAUGAAAUAACACAUGCUAAAGAAAAACAGAAGAGAGAAAAAGUUCAUGCAUGUGAAAUCUGCAAUAAAAAAUUCACUACGAAAGGAAGUUUAUUAGUUCAUGUACGGGCACAUGUAGGGGAGUCCCGCUAUGUAUGUGAAAUUUGUAAUAGGCCAUGUGCAGGAAAGAGCAAUUUAGAACAACAUUUGCUUGUGCAUACAAAAGAAAAGCCUCAUAUAUGUGAAAUAUGUGGCAAAGCUUUUACGGGUAAGGGGACUUUAAAAAUACACUUGCAAUCCCAUACAGGGGAAAAACCCAAUAUAUGUGAAGUUUGCAAUAAAGCAUUCACUCGUAAAAACAAUUUAAAAAGACAUUUAGAAACCCAUAAAGAUAAAGAACAGUAUGUGUGUCAAGUAUGCAAUAAAGUAUGUAAUCAAAAGGGUAAUUUGAAACAACAUUUACGAACUCAUGCCUUAGAAAAAGGAAAUGCUGUAUUCAAAUGAAAUGAGCAUUAGAGAAAUUUUCUAAUUGAAUUAGUUUGCAAAUGGGGAAAAAAAAUUAAGUAUAUAUACUUCAUAUAUUAAUUUAUUAAUUGUUCAUGGAUGAUUUUUCAAGAAAUUAUACUUUAAAAUAAUUGUAAUGACUAUUUUUGAACAAAAAUAGUAUUUAUUUAAAUAUUUUCAUUUUCAAAAUGUAUAGUUAAAUUAUUGUCAGAAAUUAUGGUUAAAAUAUUUUUUUUUGAUAAGAAUUUCUGAAUAUAAAAAAGUUAAAUAAUAUUUUCUUAAAUUUUUUUUAUUUUUUAAAAAUGUGAAUCCCGAAUGCUUUAUACAAAAUUUCAGAAAUGUUUGGCCAUCACUAAUUUUCUAUGUUACUAAAUUUCUUUGUAAUAUUAAUUUAUUACUUAAUUUUUGUUGAAACAAUUUUCGGGUGAAUAGUAGUUUAACCCCCUUCUUUGCCAAGUUGGAGAUAACGCACCAAAGCUGACAACCCCCAUUUUCUCUAGUCUAGGACUCCUCCGAAAAACACAGCACUAGUUUGUGGUUGAUGAGUUGGCAAUUUUUGAAAAAUGCUGCAAGAAGGGGGUUAAACUAUGAUUGCACGCAAUUUUCUUCCCCCUUACUUUAUCAUUAGACUUAGAUUUAAUUACAGUAUAGAAGAAAUUCCUCCCUUUCUCACAGAUAAAAUAUUCUAAUAUAAAUAGGCAGAUUCUCGAUUACUGUGAUAAUGUAGGAAGGUGGUGUUGGCAGAGCUGAGGGCAUAUCUCAUCAGCUAUAAUAAAUAGUAUGUUUAAAUGGUCUGCAGUUUCUGGAGUAAACUUUGCAUUUCAUAGUCUAGUCAUUCAUUUUUUUCACUUAUGUGUCCACAUGAUAGGUUUUCU
This is a messenger RNA of Argiope bruennichi, 3270 nucleotides long. Its product is annotated as oocyte zinc finger protein XlCOF6-like. Gene Ontology annotation, cellular component: nucleus. Gene Ontology annotation, biological process: regulation of transcription by RNA polymerase II. Bases 461 to 2395 code for a protein of 644 amino acids. NCBI's taxonomy places the organism in Eukaryota, Metazoa, Arthropoda, Arachnida, Araneae, Araneidae. The record is from RefSeq and is a predicted model, not a curated record. Gene Ontology annotation, molecular function: RNA polymerase II transcription regulatory region sequence-specific DNA binding; DNA-binding transcription factor activity, RNA polymerase II-specific. The transcript has 2 exons.